AACCACUUGCACAUGGCGACUGGGCUGGUGUUAGGAGAUCCGUGAUCUGGGAAUCAGUGCGAUCACAACGGUCUUACGAUAUGACCCGGAGUACGAUCCUUUUUUUCUUAUUUGCUGAUAUUGCUUUUUUGUUUUGUGUUUUGCCCCUCUCCUCAUUUCAUUACCUCCGUGGUUUUUUCCUGCCACUGCUUCUCGAUGAUAUCCCCUCCGUUCUGGACCGAGGGUCCAUUUCCAGUUUCCUGUUUUUUUUUUUUUUCUUCUUUUCUUUUCUUGCGUGCCCGCCACGUCCCGGAGGGCAUGGAUUUAAGCGCCGGGCCGAGUUCUUGCAUAUCCCCUGCACCCUCACCCUCAUCUUCCAUUCCUGUAAUUUCCGGGUCUUGGGAUGGGGGGACAAUCUGGUACAAAAGCUGGAGUUGCUUCCUUUUUUUUAUUUAUUUUCUUUUCCUUUCUUUUCUUUUCUAUUUUAUUUUAGUUGCAUAGACAAAAUACAAAUACGGGUUGCAUGGGGUGCGAGCCAUUACUCUUAUUUUUCUUAUUUUUCUUAUUAUUUAUUUCCGACCGACCGACCGACCGACUGGCCCUAAUUAAUGAUACGAUGACGAUGAGUUGUCAUUCACGUACCUAGUACCUUACCUUACUUCCGUGCCCCUCCUCCUCCUUCUUCCCCUCAUGAAGGAGUAGGGUAAUAGCCUCCUGUCAGAUUAAACCAGAUAGUUUGUUCGAUAAGCGAUGAAAUGGAGGGGAGGGGAGAGGUAUUUACCCCUCCUCCUCCUUCUCCUCCUCCUUCUCCGAAUCCGAAUCCGAAUCUUUCCUAGAUCCAUCUUCCAUCCUAUCCUAUCCUAUCCUAU
Molecule: messenger RNA, 848 nt
Organism: Aspergillus heteromorphus CBS 117.55
Lineage: Eukaryota; Fungi; Ascomycota; Eurotiomycetes; Eurotiales; Aspergillaceae
Exons: 1
Coding region: 81-584 (167 amino acids)
Source: RefSeq, a predicted model, not a curated record